This is a messenger RNA of Paramecium octaurelia, 4517 nucleotides long. The record is from the annotation of a GenBank genome assembly. NCBI's taxonomy places the organism in Eukaryota, Ciliophora, Oligohymenophorea, Peniculida, Parameciidae.
AUGGAUCUGUUGAUCGAAUAUAACAAUUGGUCAGCAAAUUAUGAAUAAAUAAUAAAUGAUAUGUUUAAAGAAUUUGACUUAAUCAAUUAGAGAUCUAGUUAAGAAUAAUUACAAUUACUCUAAUAAGUGUAUUCCUAACUUGAGAAUGAAUAAGAUUUGGAUGUAGAAUGUAUAACUUUUACAAAGUCUUCGUAAUUAUUGUGUGAAGACUUAUUAUUCUUAUGCUUAAAAGUAAUGGAACACUUUUCAUAUUAUCCAAGACCAGUCUAAUUAUUAUCAGUAUUAGAAUUAUAUAAUCAUAAUUCCAAUAAAGGUCGCUUAGCUUAAAUUUAUACUGGAGAAGGGAAAUCUCUAAUCGUAGCCAUGCUUGCAAUUUUAUUGAAUAAAAAGAAAAAUUCUAAUGUUGAUGUUGUAACUAGCUCUUCUGUUUUGGCAACUAGAGAUGUUGAAUAAUUGGAAUCAUUUUAUAAAUCAUUUUCAGUUUCAGUAUCCCAUAAUAUAAAUGAAACAUAGAAAUGCUAUAACGAAAUGCUACCAUGUUAUAAAUGCUCAGUAAUUUAUGGUGAUCCCCAUAGUUUUGAAGCAGAUAUUUUAAGACAUGAAUACUCAGAAAGAGGAACCAUGGGUAGUAGAAAAUAAGAAUAUAUUAUUGUGGAUGAAGUUGAUUCUAUGCUGAUAGAUGGAAAUAGCCAUAAAACCAUGCUAAGUGCCCCUAUACCAGGAAUGGUUGAUUUAACUAAAGUUCUUAGAUUAAUCUGGGAUGAAAUUUGUAAGACAGAAUCAAACUUAUCAACAGAAAAUAAAGUUAUGAUUGUGGAUAAAGACAAUUAUUAUAGCGUUGACUUGAAAGAAUAUAUUGAAUCUGCUAUAAACCUCUAGCUAGAAGAAGUAUUACACUAAUUUAUACCUAAAUAUAGAUUGAAAUAUAUCAAUUUUAUGAAGAAAACAUGGAUUGAAAAUGCCAUUCUUGCAAAAUAUAAACUCCAUUAGUAUUGCCAUUAUCAAAUUGAAAAUGAUAAGGUUCGAAUAAUUGAUUAUUAGAACACAGGAGUGAUACAUGGGGAUAAUAUGCAUUUGGAUAAAGGACUACAUCAAUUUGUAUAAUUAAAGCAUAAUAUAUCGAUGACUCCACUGACAAUUAACACAAACUAUCUGUCCAAUGUUUCCUUUUUCAAAAGAUACAAAAAUAAAAUUUUAGGAUUGACUGGCACUUUAGGUUCAUAAGUUACAUAGAAUUUAUUAGCUAAGGAGUAUAAUGUUGAUUUUAUUUUCAUGCCACCCAAUAAAAAAAGGCUCUUAAAGGAAGAGACAGGAUAUGCAGCCCCUAAUGAAGAAGAGUGGAAAAAUGCUAUAUUUUAGGCUGUUUAAGAAUAGAUGAAUAAAAAGAGAGCAGUUCUUAUUAUUAAUCGGACGAUUUAGGAUGUCCAUAAAAUUUAAUAGUAUUUCAAAUAAAAAAAUUAUAAUUCUAUUGUAUACUUUGACAACAAUUAGAAAAUAGAUCAUGAAGUUAGGUCUGGUACUCUAAUCAUUGCAACGAAUUUGGCUGGAAGAGGAACAGAUCUUAUAACAAACUAAGAUUUAGAAGAUAAUGGAGGACUCCAUGUGAUUAUGUCAUUUUUACCUAGAAAUAUAAGAAUAUAACAAUAAGGCUUUGGUAGAACAGGAAGGCAAGGUAAAAAAGGAACUGCUUAACUUAUUGUGAAUGAAGAGGAAAAUUGUUAUUUGGGAAAUUUACAAAAAGAUGCUUUCAAGAAUUUAAAAGUAAAUAACAAAAAUCCUACAAGUUUAGAUAUCCUUGUAAUAUUAAGAAAUGUUAAUGAAUAAUUUUAUUCCGAUGAAAUUGAAAAAGAAAUGAAAAGAUUGGAAAAUGAGGAUAGAUGCUUUGAAAAGUUCUGCAAAAUUGCAAAAGCCAUGGUCAAUUUCAGGAUGGAACCUAACGCUUUCCAAGAAUUAGAAGAGAGGUGGGGGCUGUAUUUGGAGGAAAAUCAAGAAACAGGAUUAAAUGAAAAUGAUAUUGAGAAAAUUUUGAAUUCAAAUGAUGCCUAAAAUCCAAAAUAUUUGAUUUCUCAAGGAUUGUAAAAGGAAAAUUUAUACAUACUGUAGUAGGCUGUUAGCAUUUCAGAGGUUGAUCCUUCUGCAUAAUAUUAUUCAGGAUUAUAUUAAAUAAAAUAGAAGUAGUAUGAGGAUGGAAUAUAAUCAUUGUAGAAAGCAAAGUAUUUAUUUCAACAGAAAAUUGAUGAUGAAAAAGGAUUUUCAACUGCAUUAAAAUUAAAUCGAUCUUAAAUUGACUAAUUUUCUAACAAUCUUGAAGAAAUUGGAUAAUAUAAUAUUCAAGAACAAAUUAAAAUGUUGCCAUAACUUGAAUUUGAUCUAGAUCCUAUUCAAUUUAUUAAAUAGCAUUAGUAAUCAAAUUAAAUUGACCCAACCUAAAAUGACCAGAAUUUUAAAUAAUAUUAAUAAUAAGAAAAUCUUGAAGUUGAAGUUGAAAAUAAUAAAAUUUAAGAAAAUAACAUUAAUUUAAUUACAGUCGAAAAAUAUUAAAAUAAUAGCAAGAUAAUAGAUAGGAAUGAUUAAAAAUCCAAGAAUCAUAUAAAGGUAUAUGAAGAAUUUAUUAAAAAUAUUAAUGCUACCUUAAAUACUCUUAAUUAAUUCAAUACAGCCCAGGAAAAUAUUGAAGUAGGUUUUAUCCCUUUUCAAUGCAAAGAAAGUAAUAAAAAUGGUGAUGAAAGAAACUCAAUUAAUGAUUAAAAAGAAAUUAUUAAUGAUGGACCCUUACCUCUAGUUGGAAGAGUUAUCAAAACAAAAAAAAAAAAAGAAAAAAAGAAAAUGGUGGCAAAGACUAACAUAGUUUGUAUUAGGAAUAGGUCAAUUUCUAAUUGGAUGCGCUAUUAGUGCAUUAACUUGUGGUGCAGCUUUACCUAUUGGAAAAACUUUUAUAGCUGGAGGAAUUUCUGAUAUGGUAUAGUCUGUCACAAAUGCCUGGUAAGGAUUAGAUAUUGAUUGGGGAGCUUGGGGAAAAAAUAAAUUGAUUAAUAUUGCUUCUGCAUUAGUUUUAGCAGGGCAUUCUGGCAUAAAGGAGGCUCUUCAAUUAGGAAGUAAAGGAUUUUAAUCAUUAAAAUAAAUUGGAAUUACUGAAUUUUUAGAUUAAAUCCCUGAUAUAACAGUUGAUGGAUUGAAAAAAUCAGGUUUUUGGUUAAGUGAAUUGACAAAAUAGAUAUCAAAAAUUAAUACCAAACUUUGUAAUAGAUUUAAGAGACUGCUUUACAAACUUUAAAUACUAAUCAAAUAUUAAAUUUGGCAACAGAAGUCUUAAGAGAUUAAACAAAAAAUGGAGCUAUUUCUGAAGAAACUUCUAAAGAAUUAUACGAUUUAAUCAAUACAUGUUUUUAAUAAUCUAAAGGAACCGUUAAUGGAUUUCAUAAAAAGUUUUUUGGAUUAGCAAAAAAAUAUUUAAAAUUAUAGAUAACUAAAAGAAAAACAAAAAAGUCAGAAAAUGAAUUAAAAGAAGAAGCUUAAGAAAUUUGUUCAAUCUAGGGUAACAAAAAAUAUCAUGGGCUCUAAAACAGAAUUGAAGAUUAUAAAUAAUAUGAAAAAAGACUUAACAAUGAAAUUAAACAAUUUAAAGGGAAUUAUUAAAUUUGUUACAAUGAAGAUUGUGAACUUCAGAAAAAUAUUCUUUUAUUAGAUAUUUUUUUUGAAAAAUAAUCACAUCAAAAUGAAAUUAAUCAAUUUAUCAAUACCAAUUUGAUUUAAAACUAUUUAAAUGCCUCAUUUAAUAUAUAUGACAAAGAUAUUUAACAUGAAUGUGAUGAAUUAAAAAUACCGUAUAAAGAAUCAAUGAAUCAUUUUUAUUAGAAAGUAAUAAGGCCAUAAUUCAUGAAGAUGUGUGAAGAGUUUAAAGAGCUCUGCAACCAUACAGAACCAAUAGCAUUAAUUUUUUAGUAUUAGUAUAUAAUUCAUGCGAAUGAACAAGUAUAAAGGAUAAAUGAUUAAGCCAAAUAAUUAGCCGACUAAUAAGAGUACAUUAAGAACUAAAUAAACUAAUUUAAAGGAAAUACACAUGCAUUAAAUUAAUUAAAUUAAGUAAGAAUUUUAUUUAUAAGUAGUCUAUUGACAAUUUUAAUCUUUAAGCUUAGUAAUUUUAAGAGAAAAAAAAUUAGUUGAACUAAAUAAUUUAAGUUGACGAAAAUUUAUUGGCUUAAAGUAUAAUUAAUGAGUUGAAAAAUAAAUAACUGAUUAACAACAAUGGUAUCACAAUUUCAAAUACAUUUCUUACAGAGUUCUAACAUUACUCUAAUCAGCAAAACUAUAAUAAUAUGAUGAUUUAAAUUUUAUAAUUAACUAUGGAGAGUACUCUUUAAGAAUUAGUAAGUUUGGAAUAAAACUCCCUCAAAAAACCAUUUUCGAUAGUUUUAUUUAAGGCUGCAGAAAUAGAAAUAUUAGAUGAAAUAGAAAAAUACAUCUUUAAAUCAAGAAUAUAGAAGUAAGAUAGUGUAAUCACAAGUCAAUAUGAUUGA